CUCUGGGGCAGUACGCAGUAGGCUAGGGUGUCUGGCCUUCUGAAGAGGUGAUGGCCUACUAUUGCCUGAAGAAACGUCACAUGUUUACGGGCUCGGCGGUGUGUGAGCUGGGUGGAGGGAUGACGUGUCUUGCGGGGCUCAUGAUUGCAGUUUGUGCUGAUGUGAAGGAAGUGCUGCUAUCUGAUGGCAACGAGAAGGCUAUUCAAAAUGUGCGCAGUGUAAUCGAGAGGAACAGACGAGAAGGGCUCUUCCUGUCUACCAAUGUGUCCAGCAGGGUGGUGAGAUGGGACAAUGAGGCCGAUGUGUCCGCUCUGGAGGGUCGCUUUGACGUGGUGAUGUGCGCUGACUGUCUGUUUCUUGACCAGUACAGAAGCAGUCUGGUUGAUGCACUAAGAAGAUUACUGCGACCUGAUGGCUGUGGUGUGGUGUGGUGUGUGUGA
Molecule: messenger RNA, 440 nt
Organism: Sinocyclocheilus rhinocerous
Lineage: Eukaryota; Metazoa; Chordata; Actinopteri; Cypriniformes; Cyprinidae
Product: calmodulin-lysine N-methyltransferase-like
Exons: 8
Coding region: 51-440 (129 amino acids)
Cellular component (GO): cytoplasm
Molecular function (GO): calmodulin-lysine N-methyltransferase activity
Source: RefSeq, a predicted model, not a curated record